Messenger RNA from Babesia bovis T2Bo, 758 nucleotides. RefSeq names its product putative 20S proteasome subunit beta 3. The transcript is spliced from 3 exons. The record is from RefSeq and is a predicted model, not a curated record. Bases 101 to 718 code for a protein of 205 amino acids. Lineage: Eukaryota; Apicomplexa; Aconoidasida; Piroplasmida; Babesiidae. Gene Ontology annotation, biological process: proteasome-mediated ubiquitin-dependent protein catabolic process. Gene Ontology annotation, cellular component: proteasome core complex; proteasome core complex, beta-subunit complex.
CAAUAUAUGUACUCGCACAUAUUAUUUUUAUAGCUUACCUGAGAUACAUAAAUACGACGGAAUUUCUCAGGGCGUUGUGAUUCGCAAGAGUCUCGUAUAUAUGGGGGAUAUCGAAAGUUACAACGGAGGCGCCGUUGUCGCCAUGGUAGGCAACGGUUGCGUAGCCAUCGCAUGUGAUAAACGUCUGGGUAUGAAUGGACAGCACACAAUAAGCUCGAACUUUCCCAAGGCCUUUAAAGUUACAGAUACAGCAUAUUUCGCGGCUUGUGGCUUAGCUACUGAUAUUCAAACUAUGAAAUCGGAAAUCGAGUUUAAAACUAACAUGUAUGCUCUGAGAUGUGAGAAAAAUAUGGGAGUUAAAACAUUAGCUCAUAUGGUCGGCUCUUUGCUAUAUUCUCGCCGUUUCGGGCCUUGGUUCGUCUCUUCGGUUGUUGCGGGACUUGAUAAGGACACGCCACAUAUAUAUUGUUUUGAUCUGAUUGGCGCACCGUGCAAUGCAAAAGACUUUGUGGUAGUCGGAACUUGCUCAGAACAGCUAUAUGGUAUAUGCGAGUCGUUAUAUCGCCCCAAUAUGGAGCCAUCUGAGCUUUUUGAGACAAUUUCUCAGUGUCUCAUGGCCGCUAUUGAUCGAGAUUGUCUUUCAGGUUGGGGUGCUGAGGUUCAUAUGAUAACACCGGAGAAGAUAACAGUCUCUACUUUGAAAACCAGAAUGGAUUGAUGACAUUAAACGAAUCAUGUACUUUUGGAAUUCAACCACU